Messenger RNA from Medicago truncatula (barrel medic), 1620 nucleotides. Its product is annotated as OVARIAN TUMOR DOMAIN-containing deubiquitinating enzyme 12. Gene Ontology annotation, biological process: protein deubiquitination. Lineage: Eukaryota; Viridiplantae; Streptophyta; Magnoliopsida; Fabales; Fabaceae. Gene Ontology annotation, molecular function: cysteine-type deubiquitinase activity. The coding region runs from base 209 to 1294 and encodes 361 amino acids. The record is from RefSeq and is a predicted model, not a curated record. The transcript is spliced from 11 exons.
AUUUUUAACUGAUUAUAUUGAAAUUUUUAUUUUUUUUGGAUAUUAAUGUCGGUUUCAGCAAACGGGUUUAGGGUUUCGUUUAUAAAAACUAUUGCUUUGCAUGUUGAAUGUUGAAAAAUCGAUGCUUUUGAAGUGAAAAAUCAAGAAAUUGAACUCUUUUGUGGUAAAUUGGUAGAGAGAGAAAGAGUUAGCUGUAUUUCAUAGGCUCAUGAUGACAUCACAUGACAUGGAUCCUGAUGUUGUUAGAUGGGGCCUACAUCUUCUAGAUGUUUGCACAUUUCCACAUGGUCGAUCCCCUGGUGUCGUAACACGGUGUGAUCGCGAUUAUAGUCAAGUUCAAUAUGUUAGGGAAGGCUUCUUUGAGUAUUCAAAUGUUGAACAUGAUGAGGCUGUUGCACGUGCUUAUCAAGAAGAAUUAUCACAUCUUGAUUCCAUGGAAUCUUCCGGGAGGAUGAACUUCGAGAAUGACCAAGCGCGAGUAUCCAUAGAUGCGCAGGACUGGUUAUCUUCUUCAAACAGGAGCUAUAACUUUGGCGAUGAAUCUUACCAGAAUCCCGUAGAUGAGUCAUGUCAUAUGAAACGAGCGGAGGAUUGUGGUCCAAGUGAAAGGGAAAAUGAUGAGCAUGAAGUUGGGGUAUUUGGUUCGUCUUCUAGGUCAGGAGAGAUGCCUAUCAUUACUGAUGAAAUGUGGCGUUCAUUGGAAAUAUCGGAUGAGUCUUCUCUUGAUGGUGAAGUAGGCAAAAGAUUAAACCAGAUGGUUCCUAUUCCUCAUGUUCCUAAAACCAACAAAAACAUACCAUCUGACGACGAAGAAGUAUCAGAUCAUCAAAGGCUGCUGGACAGACUGCAGUUAUAUGAACUGAUUGAGUCUAAGGUUGAUGGAGAUGGUAACUGUCAGUUUCGUGCUUUGUCAGAUCAACUCUAUCGCUCUCCAAACCUCCACAAAUUUGUACGGGAACAAGUUGUUCAACAGCUUAAGUCCGACCCAGAUCUAUAUGCUGGUUAUGUUCCUAUGGCUUAUAGUGAAUAUUUAAAGAAGAUGAGCAGGAGUGGUGAAUGGGGCGAUCAUGUCACGUUGCAGGCUGCUGCAGAUUGGUAUGGCGUCAAAAUAUUUGUGAUUACUUCUUUCAAGGACACAUGUUACAUUGAGAUUCUUCCACAGAUACAGAAGUCCACAAGGAUAAUAUUUCUGAGCUUUUGGGCAGAGGUGCAUUACAACUCAAUUUAUCCGGAAGGAGAAAUGCCUUCAUCUUAUUUAAAGAAAAAGAAGAGAUGGUGGAACUUUGGCGUUUAGGAUCAGCGCACAAAUGGAUGCAACUAUUUCACGCGUCCGUUGCAGACAAUCUGACUAAAUUUUUGGCUCUUAAACCAUUGGUUCAUUAGUAUGACCGGCUUUGUAAUCAUUUGAGCUUUUAUUGCCAGCUGCGUUAUAUAUUUAUUUAUACCUUGACACUGCCAGUGCCCAUAGCUAGAGUUGGUUCCUCCCUCUUCACCUCCUUCUAUUCUUUUAUGUAUAUAAUAAUAAAAUAAUAACAAUAAUCUUUGUUUUCCUUGUACAUGAGUAUAUAGUUGUAUAUUUUGUGUCUAAGUUAGCUGCAUAUUAUUGUUUUAUUCACAACA